Pyrus x bretschneideri (Chinese white pear) is the source of this 504-nucleotide messenger RNA. RefSeq lists its product as uncharacterized. The record is from RefSeq and is a predicted model, not a curated record. The transcript has a single exon. Bases 1 to 504 code for a protein of 167 amino acids. Lineage: Eukaryota; Viridiplantae; Streptophyta; Magnoliopsida; Rosales; Rosaceae.
AUGGAGAAGAUGAGAGAGAGUGGGAGAAUAAACACAGUUUUGGUCACAGCAGGAGCAGCUGUGUUGAUGGCAUGUUUGAAACGUUUUAUGUUAAUGGUGUUUCUCAUGGAGCAAUGGCGGGCGUGGGUUUUCCUUCUACUCAACCUUGUCCUCUUAGCCAUUGUUUUCACCUCCAUUUCUUCCGGGACGUCGAGUAUUGGUCGAGAAUGUGAAAACAAAAACAAUGGCGAAAACAAUGCCGAAGGAUUCAAAAGCAACGAAGGAGUAAAGAGAAGAGAGUAUCGGUGCCCAUCAGCUCCUCAAAUAGUUGAACGAGUUAAGGUAUGUGAGGAUGAAAUGUGCAAGAGAUCGGACAGCGGCGGUGGUGAGAGCGAGCAUGAGCGGGUUGAAGACGAUGCGGAGGACGAGGAGGUUAGGAAGCUGUCGAAGGAGGAUUUGAAUGAGAAAGUGGAAGCUUUCAUCGUUAUGUUCCGGCAGCAUUUGGUUUCCGAUGCAAGAAACUGA